UUUCUAUGCAAAUGAUAUGCGUGCGAGCGAAUCAUCGCAUCAGAAAUCACAAUGAUGUCAUUACUCACUCACGCUUGCGGCUGAUGCGAUGAGCGAUUCAAAAUAUGUAAGAUAAUGUGAUAUUUUGUUAGAUAAAUUUAGAUAAAAACUACAUAUCGAAUCGGUACGUACGCAAGCAUAGAACAAUACCCCGAAUUGCGUGCACUUGAAGCAAUCAAAAUGACCAGCAUAUUGCACAGAUAAACGACGCAGCUACUGUGCAGCGUGUAAAACAAACGUUUGUUAUGAUUAGACAUCUGUUAGUCACUACAUCCUGGCGUGUUUUGGACUAGGAAACAAUUGCAAGCUAUGGAAACCAACAGACAGAACGUGGAUUGGGGCAGGUAUGGCCUUGGUGAGAAUGCCACACGAUCAAGAGGGAAUGUUGGAGGAUUUGUGGACCUGGGGAAUGAGUAUGAGUAUGCAGCUGGUGGACAUCAAGCUUCUGGAGCCAAUGAGAUCUUUGCUGAAGAGCAGGGUGAGGUGCCUUGGUGGAAAUCAAACUUUUUUAUAUCACAGAGGGUGUUAUUUGGCACAUGGGAUGGUGUGUUCACAUCCUGCUUGAUUAAUUUUGGUGUGAUUGUGUUCUUGAGAUCUGGCUGGAUUGUGGCUCAGGCUGGGAUUAUUAGUGCUGUGUUAAUAGUUUUAUUUACUGUGUUUGUGGCUUUAAUAUCAGUACUAUCAGCCGUAGGCAUCUGUGAAAGAUGUCGCAUCGAGAGCGGAGGAGUAUAUUUUUUAAUCGCCCAUGUCUUGGGCUCAAGAUUUGGUGGAUCUCUUGGACUUUUAUACUGUUUCGGACAGGCAGUGGGUUGCGCAUUGAAUGUUUUGGGUUUCGGUGAAUCAAUAGCCCUGCUUUUGGGAGUUGGUGACUACCCCUGGGCUGUUAGAAGCAUCGCAGGCGCUGCAGUGAUGCUCUUAAGUGUAAUCAACAUGGCGGGUGUAAAGUGGGUGAUCAAACUACAAUUUGCCCUUUUGUUGAUCCUCCUACUCUCUGGGUUAGACUUCAUGGUGGGUAGUUUCACCCAUAUUGAUCCAGAUCAUGGAUUUACCGGCUGGUUAACCGGUAAUUUUCACGCAAAUCUCUGGUCAGACUACAAAGACUACAGCUGGUUUACUGUUUUCGGCGUUUUCCCAACAAUCACCGGCAUCCUCGCCGGAAUCAACAUGAGCGGUGACUUACGCUCACCAUCGACAAAUAUCCCCAACGGCACACUGUCCGCACUCUUCACAGGCACAUUUUUAUAUCUAGUUUUUGUUUUAUUCCUUGGUGCAACAUGCACACGACAAGUCCUCUUGGAAGACUUUCAAAUCGCAGCUAAAGUAUCAGCAGUAAGCGUUUUACUACUCGCCGGCUUGUAUGUCUCUUCAAUGUCCAGUUGUCUCGGCGCUAUGUACGGCACACCGCGUGUGUUGCAAUCAAUUGCGCUCGAGAACGUAAUUCCGGGCAUCGGUAUGCUCGGCAUGGGCCGUGGUCCAAACAAAGUGCCUUUGUACGCGAUGGCUGUGGUCGCCAUCGUCACUUUAACAUUUAUCUGCGUUGGUAACAUCAACAUGCUCGCGCCCAUCGUCACAAUGCCUUAUCUUUUAACGUACGCGUGUAUUGACUACUCGUAUUUUACUCUGGCGCAAACGUUUGACUUGCAACAUCAACGCGAAGAGCGAUUUGUGAGGCGGAAACCAUCACAGAAUGGUACCACGCCUGUUGGGAGCGAAGGAAAUGAUUUGGAUAAUUUGUUUCCGGAACGUACACAACACAGAAUACGAGGUGAAUCAAGUUCAACUUCACCUGUUACACCAGAUGAGAAUGGAGAAAUCACUCCAAUUGUACCAAAAACACACAUUCAUUCAAAACCGAAGAAUUGGUACUCUUUAUUAUGUAACAGAUGGUUUCUCUUCGGAGCAGCGUUAAAACUCUUCAUAAUGUUCUUUGUCAACUGGGGUUACGCCCUAACAAGCAUCCUAGCUGUAUUCUUAGUGUGGUUAUACAUCGGGACGACUAAUCCAGCAGUAAAACCAGGUUUAGCUGCGGAGUUUCGAUUCUUCAAAUGGUUAAAAAAUGCUUUACUUCGUUGUUUCGGAAAACGUGUCCAUGAAUAUGAACAAAUCGUAGUGACGCCUAUACAUCGCAAUAUUGACGUGACUUCAGCGCAGCUAAACGAAGACAAUGAAGAUUUUGCAUCACGACGUAGAUAUCACCAGUCUGCGACAGUCCACGGCCACAUGGUACUAAUCGAUGACUAGAAAGACUCAAAUUCGAGGCUAUUGAAUAAUUCUUGACUAAUAAUUUUAUCUACAUGACGAGAGUAAGCAAUUCAGCGGCGCGCUGACAACAAAAACAAUGCACAAAUUUAGCUUUUCGAUCACUUUUUACAAGAAUAACAUUUGUAAUCAACAUAUAUAUUGUACACGAUUAAUGUGCGAGUAUAGUAAUUUAUUAAUAUUUUACAACA
Messenger RNA from Dalotia coriaria, 2489 nucleotides. RefSeq names its product solute carrier family 12 member 8-like. Gene Ontology annotation, molecular function: potassium:chloride symporter activity. Gene Ontology annotation, cellular component: membrane. The record is from RefSeq and is a predicted model, not a curated record. Lineage: Eukaryota; Metazoa; Arthropoda; Insecta; Coleoptera; Staphylinidae. Gene Ontology annotation, biological process: potassium ion homeostasis; potassium ion import across plasma membrane; chloride ion homeostasis.